Molecule: messenger RNA, 402 nt
Organism: Cucumis sativus (cucumber)
Lineage: Eukaryota; Viridiplantae; Streptophyta; Magnoliopsida; Cucurbitales; Cucurbitaceae
Product: 7-deoxyloganetin glucosyltransferase-like
Exons: 1
Coding region: 1-402 (133 amino acids)
Source: RefSeq, a predicted model, not a curated record
AUGGGUUCUCUUACCAAAGUAGACCAAGGAAAACAGCAACCUCAUGCAGUGCUCUUCCCAUACCCAUCUCAAGGCCACAUAAGUCCCAUGCUAAAGCUUGCAAAACUCUUUCACCACAAAGGCUUUCACAUAACGUUUGUCAAUACAGAAUACAACCAUAGACGUCUCCUCAGAUCCCGAGGUCCCAACUCUUUGGAUGGCUUGCCUGACUUUCAUUUUAGAGCCAUUCCCGACGGCCUCCCACCGUCCGACGGCAACUCCACCCAACAUGUUCCUUCACUCUGCUAUUCCGCUUCCCGCAAUUGUUUGGCUCCACUCUGUAGUCUCAUUUCGGAGAUCAACUCGAGUGGCACUGUUCCACCAGUUUCCUGUAUUAUUGGCGAUGGGGUCAUGACUUGUUAG